AUGUCGAAUUUGUUUGGCCAAUCGGCUCAUGAGUUUAGCAACUUUCUUUCAAAUUUCACUCCUACCAACACAAGCACCACCACAACAACAAACAACACUCAGGAUAAUUCCGCUCCUGUAUUGUUAUUGGGUGAUUCUCUUCCACAACCAAAGAUUGAUUUUGGUGCCUUGCUUGCCAAGCGGAAAGAAGAAUCCGAUGAUUUUGUUCCUCCUCCAGAGGAAGGAGAUGUAGAAGAAAGUGGUAAAAAGGCUUCAUCAUCAACAAACCAGCCUUUUGGAUUCGGGUUUAGCUUUGGAGGAAAUAAGCCUUCAUCAUCAUCGAGCAGUGGUAAUAACGAAAUGACAAACGUAAAAGAAACAAAAGGAGGAUUUGCUUUUUCCUUUGGCUCAACUCCUUCAUCAUCAUCAUCGACCAAUACCACCCCCUCUUUUUCGUCCUUCCAACCAUCAUCAUCAGGAAGAAUUCCAUUUUCAUUUGGUGCUCCAAACUCUGCAUCUUCAACGACUUCAACAUCAUCAACAAAAUUAUUACCAGAAGAAAAGCAUCCAGAAACCUCUGUAGUUGAAGUGCAAACACCCAAGAUGGUACGAAGCCAAAAACCUCCAAACACAAUUUCAUUUGCGAAACCAUCUCUUGUGGCACCAAGUGGUCUUUCUCAAUUUAAUCUACCAUCAAGAAAAGACCAAGAAGAUCUUUUGGAUAACAAUUCUUUACGAGUAUUAGAUGCAGAUUUGUCAACAAAUAAUAAUCAACAAGGAAAGAAUACCAACAAGCCAUCUCUAUAUUUCCCAUCCUCCCAACAAUCAAACAACACAGUGGAUUUAAACAAAACAGCCCCAAUUCAAAGUAAUUUAUCAUUCAAUGUUGGAAAGAGUGGAAGCACCUUCAAUUCUAAUAAGGACUCGCAACAAGUAUUAUUUGGCGACAAUUUAUCUGUCUCGUCAUCUUCUUCAUCUACAAAACCCACUAAGUCAAGGUCUAUAUUUGAUGAUAACUCCAGUAUUCGCUCUAGCAACUCAUCCAACAGCUUUAAAUCACCACUCACAAACGCUGACGACAUGGAGGAUGAUACCACUACGACGAUCGAAAAGAUUGAGUAUAAACCACAACAACCGAGCAAUUAUGAACAGGAAGAGCUAUGGUGGAAAAUUUUACAUGAAUCUUGUGAAAUGUUUCUCUUCAUGCAAGAUAGAUACAGCGAUGACAAGCUCGAUAAAAAUACUUUAGAAAAAUCAAUUGCACAGUUCAAAACCAUGCUGUAUGAGGGACUUUCUAAAAUAAGCUCCUUUGAAGCUUAUUACGACAUUUUCAACGCAAUUGAGAUUUUUUAUUUCUAUCGGUUUAGUAGAGGUUCACUAUUGCAAAAACUGGUGAAGUGGUAUUUGAAAAGUUGUAUUUAUGUCUCAAACCAAGAUACCUCAGAUAGCGCCAUUUAUAGACAACUGAUUUUAGGAGAAGCCCCAGAAAAAAUUAUUGAUACAAUUCGUGAUUUCAAGAGCGAUGAUCUUGACCACAUGAAAGUGAACAUGAAAGAAUUGUACAGGUAUUAUGAGAGCUUUUUCAAACUAUUGAGCAAGAAGCCAAAUAUUCUGAAGUUCAAAGCCAUAUCUGCAACAUUGGAAGAAUAUUUGGAUGAAACACAGCAUUGGAAGGUUGAGGCUUUGAGGUUGAAGCGAGAACUGAAGGCAUUAAAAGAUGCUACUAGAGAAUAUCAAUUUUUGAGCGAAUGCUUUGACAUUGUCACUGGAGAUGAAGACAAAAUUGUCGAGCAAUCAAACAAUUGGCUUGAGGUAAUGAUAGGAUUAAUAUUGCACAAAUAUCAGCGAUUUUCUGAUAUUAAUGAAAUAAUUGAUCUGGCGGUUCAUGCCAAAGAUAUGAAAGAAGAUAAUGAAACUCACUCUACACUCGAGGCCAUCUGCUUGCUUGUCAUUGGAAAUGAGUUAGAUACAACCGUCAAAAGUAUUCAGGAAAGUCUAUCAAACGUCAAUGACGACAGAUCAUUGUUCCAAAAUUACUGGUUCAUUGCUCAUAUUACUAAUUUCUUAUUCCACAUCAAUACUCUCUAUCAAAAGUUAUACAUUUCUACCAAUUCUGAAAGUUUCAUACAUGAUCUUUCUAUUUUAAGAAGCCAAUAUUUACGUGAUCUUGUGACAAAAGAAAUUUUACCAUACUACAACGAGAUUGAUCGAUAUAGCUCUUUGGAAAACGAUUUAUGGAAAGUAGCUAUUGAUUAUUUAUCAUACUGCAACGCUGAACCUCAAGACGAGAUUCAUGAUAUCAUCAAGGGUGUGCUUCUGAACAUUUCUGUGUCCAAUGAAUAUCAGCUUGACAAAAUUUAUAGAUACAUCAAAGAUACACCUUUUGCAAAAUCUGUUGUUGGCCAUUUACAUUUGAAUUUAGGCGAAAAGUGCAUUUCAGAAAAGAACUAUGCCACAGGAAUUUAUCAUAUUUACAAGUCAAAUGAUAGAGACAAGCUUGAGUCAGUGAUUAGAGAAAUAUCUACAACUAAUAACCUUAGAAUUGUUUAUUAUGGAUUGGAGGAGUACGGAUGUUUGAUAGACAUGCAAGAAAUUCAAUGGAUAUCAUCAUUCUUCAAGAUUUUAGAAAGCAGCGACACCAAUAUUCAUUUGCUUCCUUCUACUUUAGCAUGUAUUCCAAAUGAUGAGCUAAAGCUCGAACUUUUGACAAGUAUUGACUUGAGCGUUUUGAAAUAUGCACAAAUAGUUUCUGUAAUGUCACAUCUCGAAGAAAUGGAAUUCCAUUUUAUGGAUUUGCAUGAAAAACAACAACAACCUCUGGAUACUCUAAGCGAAUUGAGACUCAUUCUUGCUCGAACUCUUCAAAUAAAGAUUCUAGAAUAA
Molecule: messenger RNA, 2862 nt
Organism: Naegleria lovaniensis
Lineage: Eukaryota; Heterolobosea; Eutetramitea; Acrasida; Naegleriidae
Exons: 2
Coding region: 1-2862 (953 amino acids)
Biological process (GO): positive regulation of DNA-templated transcription; protein import into nucleus; mRNA export from nucleus
Cellular component (GO): nuclear pore outer ring
Molecular function (GO): structural constituent of nuclear pore
Source: RefSeq, a predicted model, not a curated record